Ctenopharyngodon idella (grass carp) is the source of this 9156-nucleotide messenger RNA. RefSeq names its product potassium voltage-gated channel, subfamily H (eag-related), member 3 (gene kcnh3). The record is from RefSeq and is a predicted model, not a curated record. Gene Ontology annotation, molecular function: voltage-gated potassium channel activity. The transcript is spliced from 15 exons. Gene Ontology annotation, biological process: regulation of membrane potential; potassium ion transmembrane transport. Bases 866 to 4447 code for a protein of 1193 amino acids. NCBI's taxonomy places the organism in Eukaryota, Metazoa, Chordata, Actinopteri, Cypriniformes, Xenocyprididae. Gene Ontology annotation, cellular component: membrane.
UAUAUUUUCAAAAACAUUUUCAAACAUGGCUUUUUAAGGUAAAACAAAUGUAUUGUAACUGAGCAAAAAAAGUACCUUUUAAUGAGUUCACAUUUUAAAAGAAAUUAUUUUUUUUAAAAGAAAUAAUGCCAACUACUUAUGCAAACAUUCAUUUUUUAACUUAAGAGGUUUAAAAAAAAAAAAAAAAAAAAAAAUCUCCAAACAGUUACACUACCUUGACAAUUAUCGAAGAGGCGAAGACUAUUCAAGUACUUUUUAAUGUAUGUUUGAAUAAGAAGAAAAUGAGCGUCACGUCAAAAUGUCUUACAAAAUCAAAAUUUGGUUUGUUUUCCGACUAUUUCAUCUGAAUAAAAAACAUUCCAUAAAUAAUUAAAAGACAAUAAGCUGGUACAAGGGUUCUAGCCUCCUCACCAGACUCUGCUCAUCACGUGACGUGACAUCUGCUGGUUAUAGCAACUAGAGAACGCCAGUAAUAUAGAUGUAGAAAGAAAGGAUCGUGGUGGCACAGAGGAGUUCACACGGCAUCAGUGCGCAGUCGCCUCACCAGUCGGAGCUCCGGUCUCCAGCUCUGCCGUUACGCACAGGUUCAUCUCAUCACCAAGCACCUGAUUUACAGAGAAUACGCGGAUUUUUGCCCUCUUUAUGACACGAUGUAAGGCAGAUAUGUGGGCUUUUCGUUGAGGGAUAUGGUCACUGCUGAGCUGCCAAAGUGGAGCCGCGCGUAUCACGGAUCGGGGCGCUCCUGCAGGGUCUAGGAUGCGCGCCCGGAACAUCCCGAUUCUUACCUGGGUUCGGGGCUGACCAGGAGUCCACUGCCUCUGCUGGGCGCAGAGGCGGGAGGAGGACGCAGUCCACCCGCACCAGAAUGCCCGUGAUGAGAGGUCUGCUGGCCCCGCAGAACACCUUCCUCGACACCAUCGCCACCCGUUUCGAUGGCACCCACAGUAACUUUGUGCUGGGGAAUGCACAGGUCCAGUCUCUUUAUCCCAUUGUGUACUGUUCUGAUGGCUUCUGUGAACUCACUGGCUAUGCCCGGGCAGAACUGAUGCAGAAGAGCUGUGCGUGUCAUUUCCUGUAUGGGCCGGAGACCAGUGAUAGGUUGAUGGCACAGAUCCAGGGAGCACUGGACGAAAGGCGGGAGUUUAAGACAGAGCUGGUCUUCUACAAAAAAGGAGGAACUCAGUUCUGGUGUCUUUUGGAUAUCGUGCCCAUUAAGAAUGAGAAGGGAGAAGUGGUCCUCUUUCUAGUAUCACACAAGGACAUAACAGACAACAAGAAAGUCCAAGAUGAAGAACAGAGCCCAGAAAGAGACGAGGAGACGGGGUUGGAGGUGCACAAGGUCACGCGGCCACCGGGCUUCAAUGCCAACCGGCGGCGUAGUAGAGCUGUGCUUUACCAGCUGUCUGGACACCUGCAGAAACAAGACAAGAGCAAACUUAAGAUCAACAAUAACAUGUUUGGCGAGAAGCCACCCAUCCCAGAGUACAAAGUGGCAGCCAUUCAGAAGAGCCGUUUUAUUCUUCUCCAUUACGGCACCUUCAAAGCUGGCUGGGAUUGGCUGAUCCUGUUAGCGACCUUUUAUGUAGCAGUUACUGUGCCCUACAAUGUCUGUUUCACCGUCGUCGGUGGACGGGAUGAGGCAUCGACCCCUAGAAGUCCACCGAGUGUGAGCGACAUCCUUGUGGAAAUCCUUUUUAUGUUAGAUAUUGUGCUAAACUUCCGCACCACAUUUGUGAGCACAUCAGGCCAGGUGGUGUAUGAUGCUCGAUCUAUCUGUGUGCAUUAUGUCACCACCUGGCUCUUUGUGGACCUGAUUGCUGCGCUACCUUUUGACCUGUUGUAUGCCUUCAAUGUCAGUGUGUACUUUGGAGUUCAUCUGCUGAAGACGGUUCGAUUGUUACGGCUUCUACGCUUGCUGCAAAAGCUGGAGCGCUACUCCCAGUACAGCGCGGUUGUACUUACAUUACUCAUGUCCAUGUUCGCCUUGCUGGCACAUUGGAUGGCCUGUGUCUGGUACGUCAUUGGCCGCAGCGAGAUCGAGAACAACAGCCCUGGUUCCUGGGACAUUGGCUGGUUGCAUGAGCUGGGUAAACGUCUGGGCACCCCCUACUUCCUGUCCCCGCUUGCAUCCCUCAUUCCUGAUUCACUGCGCCCCGCCAUCUUGGAUGGAUUGGUGGUCAAUUCAAGCCAGUGGAACGGCACUGAUUUGGUGGGACAUGAGUCUGUGUGGAACUCGAGCCAGUGGAACACAACAGGAGUGGGGCCGAUGGGCACUUCAAACACCAGACAGACUGCAGCCGUAUUGGAAGGUGGGCCCUCGAUUCGGAGUUCAUAUGUGACGUCGCUGUACUUUGCUUUAAGCAGUCUGACCAGUGUGGGUUUUGGCAAUGUCUCAGCCAAUACUGACUCAGAGAAGAUCUUCUCUAUCUGCACCAUGCUGAUUGGAGCACUCAUGCAUGCCGCGGUCUUCGGUAACGUGACGGCCAUUAUCCAGCGGAUGUACUCACGCCGCUCACUCUAUCACACUCGUACCAAAGACCUCAAAGACUUCAUCCGUGUGCAUCGACUGCCCAAGGCUCUUGCACAGCGAAUGCUGGAGUGCUUUCAGACGACAUGGUCUGUCAACAACGGCAUCGAUGUCAGCGAGCUUCUGAAGGACUUCCCAGAUGAACUGCGGGCUGACAUUGCCAUGCACCUGAAUAAAGAGCUGCUGCAGCUGCCUCUGUUUGAAUCGGCCAGUCGAGGGUGUCUGCGCUCCCUGUCGCUCAUCAUCAAAACUUCUUUCUGUGCUCCAGGGGAGUUUCUUAUUCGCCAGGGUGAUGCUCUGCAGGCCAUAUACUUUGUCUGCUCGGGCUCCAUGGAAGUGCUCAAGGACAACACUGUGCUGGCUAUACUGGGAAAAGGGGACCUGAUCGGAUCGGACUCACUGACGAAAGAGCAGGUGAUCAAGACCAACGCAAACGUGAAAGCUCUGACAUAUUGCGACCUGCAGUACAUCAGCCUGAAAGGACUGCGAGAGGUGCUGCGCCUCUAUCCUGAAUACGCCCAGAAAUUUGUCAGCGAAAUUCAGCACGAUCUCACCUAUAACCUGCGGGAGGGCAGUGGAGCUGACCUGGACUGGGAAAGCAAUGGCGGUCUGGUGAAGAAACUUCCUGCUAUCCGUGAGGAUGAGGAGAAUGAUGAAGAGCAGAACUCGGUGUCAAGAGCCCAGCGGUCUCCCCUUCGCCUGACCCGGGGCCUCAGCUCCCCACUGAGAUCGCCACUCCUCCCUCCUCGCCCCUUCCGCCCUCCAUCAGACCACACGCGACCCGCCACCCUCCAGAUCCCUGUGGUCAGUUUCAGCAGCGCUCCUCCAGAACUCAGCCCCAGGUUUGUGGAUGGCAUAGAGACAGAAAGCAAUUCCAGCUCAACACAAAGGUUUGAGUUCGGUCCCAGCCUACCUCAGAGCGGCCCCCCGUCCCCUUCACCAGUGAACCAGGAGCAGCUGGAGACCAAGCAGAGCAUCACCAAACUGAGCGAGGAGAUGACUAGUCUAUCCCAGCAAGUCUCUCAGCUGAGCAAAGAGCUACAGGAAAUGACACGUCUCCUCCGGCCCUUGCUUGUCAUUGGAUCUCAACCCCUCCUAACAGCCAUGAGUCCAACAAUACCUCCGUCUACCAGCAGUAGCAGCAGUCCAACAAUAUCCACACCACCAGCUCCUUCGCCCACAGCUCCACUGUCCGCACCACUCAGGCCUGGAUGCUUACUAUUGGACAGCGCAGAAACUGGAAGCAUUGGCUUGCCCAGCUGCCUCAUACCCACAAGCCCAUCACAGAGACACCAAGCACAUGCUCAGGUGUCUCCGGCAGGCUGUUUAAGGGGACCUUCCUUGCCAGUCCUCCUUUCUCCAGUGACAGCCCAAACAGAGGGACCAGGUGGCCAGGCAGCUCCGACCCAGCCACCGCAGGCCAGUCACCCCCCAUCUCCAUCUCUAACCUUUUCUUCCUCGCUUCCUUCUUUCCGCUCCCAGUCUACUUCCUGCUCUCCCUGCCAGGGGCCUCAUCGACCUGCCAGUCACAGCAGAGGUUUGCUACCUAGACCCCCCUCGCAAGACACCCCGCCUCCACCACCCUCUCAUUGCUCUGCACCACCCUCGAUCAAUAACUCCCCUGGCGACCACAGGCUGGGGAUCAACCCAUUUCCCUUGUCCCCUUCCUCCAUUGACACUGCUCCUCGGAUCCAGCCACUGUCGUGCACUCCUCCUUCUUGCCCACACACCUCCCCACCCUUGCCCUGCUCCCUGGACUCCAUGCCAGAAACCCAGGCCUCUUUUGGCACUUCCUGGUCCCCGCAGAACCCCAGGUCAGGACCUCCUCAGUUAGAGUUUGAGAUGCAAGAGUGGGCAGCAGAAGGGAGGCCUUCCACAGAGCAUAUCAGCUUCAUAGAUGAAGAGGGACCGCCACUGUGAGUGACUGAAAGAUGAAUACUACAACUAGUUGACUUAGCAAAUAAUGGAGUGGUGAACUGGGCCAACAGCAAUUAACCCAACACACCUACAUUCUGAGUAACAGACAAUAAUGAUUGCUGUUCCUUCAGGACAACACUUGUAAUUGGACAAAUUGUGGAUCUGUUCCAAAUCAUAGUGAGCUGCCUAGCUAGGCAGCAUUUUUGGGCAUUCUUAUAAGAUUUUUAGCCAAAAUCUAAGUCACCAUUGUGUGUAGCUAUGCAUCAUUGAUAAGACAUAUUAGAACGCACUGUGGAUCAGUGAAAAGUUUCAUCCAGGAUUAUCCCACUUGUUACAUAACACAAAACCACACAAGAGUUCAUGUCAUUAUGUAAAUACUGUACUUGCGAGAUGACAACAUGGACGUUCUACUUGGAGCUAUUCAUGUCCUCAGACUCUAAAUUAUGUAUUUCUACAAGCAAUAUUAUUAACGCCAAAAUAAAUGUUCAAUCUGAGUACAAAUCUACAAUACAAGUAACAGUCAUUAUGUAAUUGCUUAAAGUUUAAUUAGCAGGACUUUAGAUAGUUACACUAAACUAUUGUAUGCCUUUUUGUUUAUUUUCAGAUUAUUAUUGCAUUAUUAAGACAUUAACAAUAGGUAAUUACAAGGAUUAUAAAAAAAAAAAAAAAACGAAAUAACUGCAUUAACUACAUUUUACUGCUGAAGCCGCUGGCAUUUUGAUUGUUUCUGCAUGAUGUUGCAGCGGUCAGGUGGUACAAGUUGGAGCUCUCAGAAAAUUCCGUAAAUGUUGUAAUUAUCAGGCUUGAGGAUUUGAGUGCUUUUUAUGUAGACAUCCCGUAAUUAUGGUAAUUCAUACAUGGCAGGAACACACAUUUUUUCACAGUUGACUCCAAUACAGUCCAAUUUUAACAUGCUGCUAAGCUAAUGCUAACAGAACUUUAACAAUGAAAAUUCCAUCUAAUUAUAUACUAAAAAUGUUUAGCCUAAUACUGUAUACUACAUAUUUUUGUGCUUAGAGAAUUGAGUCAGCAUUUAGCAUUAGCUUAGCAACAUGAUAACAUCAAAGUCUCUAAAGCGGUUAGGCUAGUUUGUUUUGAUGGUUUUAGAAGGGUUUUGAGCACUUGUCAGCUGGUCAGGCUGAGAGACAAGCUGUUUUUCAGCAAGGAGAGAUGCUCCCCAUGAAAAAUCAUUUAUGAGAUUAGCCUAAUUUUUGGUUAGAUUUCUGCCUUAGAAAGGCAUCUGCCUAUGUAGACAGCAUACAGUGAGGCAGCUCACUAUGAUUUGAAACAGAGCCACUGUGGUGAGCCACUCACCACUAAGGAGCACCUCAGUACUUGAUACCAGCCAGUCACUCUCCUCUGAGCACAACUUCAUGAAGUUUUUCUUCUAAAGGCUUCAUAGGGCCUUCACAGGCAUUAUAAUCAUCACAGAGCAUGGUGACCAGAACUGCGAGAAUCCCGCUGCGGUAAUAGAUACCUUGCUAUGAGAAUAGCAUAAGUGAAAGUGCACUGAUAAACUUGCAUGGCUGUGCACUAAUCAUGCACAGAAUACAGAAAUUGUCAGGUGGUGUUUCUUAUCUCUGUAUUAUCAAAAUGUUUUUACUUUACGAAUUAGCCACCUUAUGAAUCAAGUUCAUAUUUAAAUUUUCAGACUUGGUAAAUGAAUGAAGCUGUCCCAUUUUCCAUAAUUCGUUUGUUUCCUCCAGACUGUCAUAGGACAGUUAACACAUUCACUAGCCAGAACUAGGAGUUGCAUAUUUAGUCAGAAUGGAGACCUGGGGAAAUGCCUGUCCUCCACUUCUGGAAAAUGAUCAAAUUUGGUCAGUUUAUAGAUUUCUUCAUUAUAUUCAGUCAAAACAAGUAUGAUCUGGAGUAAGCAGAAAGUGUAAUACUGUACUUCCCUCAUACACACAUGUAUACAACAAGGCUCCAAAUUUAUGUGUGCAACACCUGCAUAUAUAAAUUAGGACAAUUCAUGUGGUAAUUAAUUCCUGCUAGAAAUUUUUUUUUUUUACCAGCCAUGAAAAUAUAUUUUUCAUCACUUACUUAAAAAUUCUAUAUAUAUAUAUAUAUUUUCCCUAUCACAAUGGAUUUAUUUAGCCAUUAGUCCCUUGUAUAGUUGGAGCAAUCAGCACAGGACAUUACGUCGCUCACGGUAUCGCAAUUAAGCCAAACUCUUGAAACGUCACCCAUCCCCUCAAAAACAAAACAAAACAACAACAACAACAACAAAAAAAACAUCUUGACUUUCUUGUUCAUUUGGAUUCAUUUCAGUGGUAUGAAUGUCACAAAUGUGCCACCUCAUUUCUGGAGCUACGGAAAUAAAAAAAAUAAAAAUAAAAAACUUUUGAUGGUAUAUUUCCCAUUUAGUUAAAAGUUCAAUUUCUCACUUGUAAUUGGAUUCCUUCACUCAUGUUUUAAAAAAACAAGCUCAAACUAUCAUUCUUACAUUGUAAUUCAAAUCAUGCAUGUUAAAAUUGCUAACAGAAUUACCAGCCAUCUGGUCAUUUCAUUGACUUUCCCCAAAGCCAGUUUACUUAUAUUUGCACUUGGCAAGUGUUCAUUUAUGACCCAGCAAACAACCACAAGCGCUGUAGCACACAGUAUAGUAGCCAAACAAGUCAUGUUCUAUUGCCCAAGUUACUCCUAUCUCCUUUAAAAAUAUAUAAAAAUAAAAACCAAAACAGGCAUACAAAAGACAAUCAUCGCAAUCCCACAAAAAGGACUUAGACAAACAGAUCAAAUAGGUGAAACUGCGUCAUUGUAACAUGUGAAACAGUAAAUAUAUUUUGUUGUCAGACUAUGACAGGGGACGGCUUGCCAUAUGCUGGACAGCCCAUGCAGGGUCCUGAGAGCUUGGCAUGGCACCUAAUGAACUGAAAUAAACCUAUACACACAGCUUUAGCCAUCCUGCCAGCGUGCCUUCUCAUAAAAUAUAUAUACGAAAAAAAUCCUAUAGCGCUCCCCAAUUUUCAGUGUUCACAAUACUUCUCCAAAGCUAUUGGUCGUAUCACAGUAGAAAGCACUGCACUUUUAUUUCACUGAUCUAUUUAUUUAAUGAUUUUAUGUAUGUAUGUAUUUAUCUACCUGCUAUCUUGAUAAGAACAGACUCCCAUGAGGAACCUCACAGAUGAUUCUUGCAGCUGGUGCCCAUGGAAGCAGAAACACCUCAAAUUGAAUUAGUUUCUCACAACCGUGUGAUUAUGGAUUUCAGUAAAGAAGAUCACCUCAGCAUCUCUGAUAUCUGAUGACCAGCAACAGACUGGCUUAAACCGAGCAGCCAGUGUUAUUUCUUUCCAAUAGUUGCUGUAUAAUUUAGCACCAUUCUUGGAACCAGAUGGACAUCAUCUCGUUUUUAUCAGUUUACUGAGGACCCAUGGCACGUGCGCGCCAUCUGUCCUCCCUGACUAACGUGUACUUGCUUGAAUAGGGAAGGGUCACGUUGUUUAUAACACAAUAGAAUACUUUGGUUUCUAUUUUCUGUACCUAGGUCAGGGGGUCUGAAUAUGGAUAGUAGGAGCUUUGAUGGACUUUGGGGUCUGGGGUUUCCUGCAUGUCCAAUUAAUUUGCAUGAGGAAUGUGCCUGCAUAUAUGGGGGGGAGGGGAUGGGCGGCACGCCCAAGGCAAACAGGGGUCCAGAUGUAUUUUAUUAACUGUAACGAGCUUUACAAGAGACACUUACCAGGAUAAUAAAACUAAAGGUGAUGUUUUCUAAGAAUAAAGACUUCUGUGCUCCUUUAAAAACUUUCUCAAAAGAAUUCACAAAAUUAAACUAAAUACUUGAGUAAUAAUAUAUGAAAUAUAUUUGGUUUGUUUCGGGUUUUUCUUCUUUUUUAGGCAGGAAAAGGACUUUUUUUUUUUUUUUUUUUCCCUCAGAAAAUAAGGGAUUCAAACUGGUUUUUCCCACAUGAGCACCAAGGUCCAACAUUUCUGAAGCAUGUGAUAAUUGCUAGGCCUCAUCUUCUGUGCUAAAAAGCCCUUCCCGACCCCGGAAAAAACACACAAACCAGUGGGCUGCUCCAUGGCAGAGGCCUGCAUAUAUUUGAGUGGAAACAUUCACUAUAGAGCUUCAAAAAGAGGGAGUUAUGAGGAGACCGAUUCGCGUAAAGAUAAAGGGAGUGAAAAUGAGAAAACGAAGAAACUGUGGAAAGAGCAAACAAAGUUUCACCUUCUAUUUGGGGUUGGAUGGUUUCUACGAAAUGUCUCGGUAUAUGACCCAACAUGCUGCCUCUCCAGAUAUACCCACAUUAGCCUAUAUUACAGAGAGGAAAAUACAAAGGGAAAAAACAACCUGAAAGGGUAAAUUAAAAAUCCAAAAAAUAUAUUUAUAUAUUUAUAUUUAUAUAUAUUUACGAGGUAUGUAUCCACAAAAAAGAACAAAAACAAGCAGUCUUUUUUAACUUUGUGUCAAAGUCCCAAUUAAAAUAAUAAUAAUAAUUAUUGUUAUAAUAAUAUCAUCAAUAGUAAGUCAGCAAACCAAAAAUGAGGAGACUAAGAUCCUAUAAGCGUAGCACUGAGAGGUCAGUCAGCUUUCUCCAAAGGGAGUCCAAAGCAUCAAAGCCUCAAUCCACUAGGUGGCGCUGCAACACACUUUGAGGAACUUUUUCCUUCACAUUAAGUCCAAAAACAAACAAACAACAAAAACAAAAAAAAUAGUUCCAAGAGUUCAGCAGAAAACAUCAUAAGCCAACGUAGCUGAAAGCCCAAAAUGU